AUGCCAUGCAAUCGAUGCCGCACGCGUCAUUAUCGGUGUGAUGGCAAACAGCCGACAUGUGGGAGGUGUGAGCAUGCUAAGAAGGAAUGCGUUUAUGAGAGCGGUAGACGAUUUCGGCGGUCGUCGAUCUCCGAUUCUUUCAGCGUCGAACAACCAUGGGUCUCUUUCCCUCCACGAAUCCAAUUCUUGGACGAAUCAAGCGAGAUUCGCUCUCAAUAUGUUCAGGAUGGCUACUCUCCAUUUGGCAGCCCUUCAGUACACAUGCCAUCGCCGAGCGGUACUCCUGGAAGUGCCCAGGGCACUGCUUUGACACCAAGCUCAACUCUAUUCACUCCAACAGAAAAUCUGACAGUUCUGUCAUUACUGAAUUCAGAGUCUCCCGUGCAACCGCAGACAACAGCACCUCCAGUAUUGCGUGAUCAUCGAGCGAACACGAGUGCAUACCAGCCACACCAGGAUGAAGGGGUUAGUACUUUCGUCUACCAGCAACCUCCUGGGGAGCCUGUGCUGUGGCCCCUAGAGCAUGAACAAGAAGCAAUGCUACUCCAGCACUAUAUUGAGAAUGUCGCUUUAUUCUUUGACAUGGUUGAUACUAGAGAUCAUUUCGGGGUCCACAUUGUCCAGAUGGCCAAGCAAAAUAGCACUUUGAUGAAUGCCAUCCUAGCGUUGUCUGCUCGUCAGCUUAGUCGAACCACCGACUUUGAUCCUUAUAUCGCAGACGCUUACUAUCAACGCUGCUUUGAUACGUUGAUUCCAGCACUGAAUGACAACGUCACUAUCAAAGAAGAGCCACUACUUGCGGCCACCGUUAUACUACGGCUUUUAGAGGAAAUGAAUAUCUCGAUCAUCGGAUCUGAUCCUCAGGGUCAUUUGUUCGGUACCCAGGCUAUCAUUCGCGCUGCUGAACAAUCAUACGCUGCAACAUCUGGACCGGAUCGACGACAGGCCAUCUACUGGGCUGCUUUCCGUCAAGAACUCUGGAUCUCAUUAAUGACGCAACGAGCGUUUAAGCUGCACAUCUUUCCCGCCGACCGUUCGCUCGAGCCGGCUAACGAUUCCAUCUGGGCUACACGGACGAUUGCUCAUCUCGGCGAUGUGAGCAACUUCGUUUUUGGAGAAGGCAGAAACAGCAUUGCUCGCUACAAUCAACUAAUGGACGAGAAUAGAUCUUGGACACAAUGUAGGCCUGACAGCUUUGAUCCGUACUACUUCCGCCAAGAUAGGGAUGGCAGUGGAAGGAACUUUCCAGACAUUCGCUUCCAUCAAAAGACCCAUGUCAUGGGCACUCAGUACAACCUUUUGGCUCACAUGCUGCUCAUUGUUCAUGAUCCGACAAUCCCUCAGCUUGGUCCAGCACAUAAGGCAUCACGCGCCGUGGUGGACCGAACGGUACAAGACAACGUCCGGACACUGUGUGGUGUGGCGCAAUCAAAUUCCAAGUGGUUUCCUUGCAAAUUUGUUGCUUGUUUCGCAAUUGCCUUAGUUGGUGAUCGUUUCACGCUUCGUGAGGAUCAAGAGCAGCUUCGUGACUUGUGGUACGCUUGCGAGCGAUCACAUGGCUUCCCUCCCACAGCCACCAUCGCACAACUUGAAGAGUCCUGGGGCUGGCAUAACUCUUGA
Alternaria atra is the source of this 1620-nucleotide messenger RNA. RefSeq lists its product as uncharacterized. Gene Ontology annotation, biological process: positive regulation of transcription by RNA polymerase II. The record is from RefSeq and is a predicted model, not a curated record. The coding region runs from base 1 to 1620 and encodes 539 amino acids. NCBI's taxonomy places the organism in Eukaryota, Fungi, Ascomycota, Dothideomycetes, Pleosporales, Pleosporaceae. Gene Ontology annotation, molecular function: DNA-binding transcription factor activity, RNA polymerase II-specific; zinc ion binding; transcription cis-regulatory region binding. The transcript is spliced from 7 exons. Gene Ontology annotation, cellular component: nucleus.